Molecule: messenger RNA, 792 nt
Organism: Hyaloperonospora brassicae
Lineage: Eukaryota; Oomycota; Peronosporomycetes; Peronosporales; Peronosporaceae
Source: the annotation of a GenBank genome assembly
AUGACAAGAGCGCGUGCGAGCGGCCGGUCCAGCCACCCACGAUGUCGCGUCGGACAAGACGCUCCAGAUAACGGCACUGGGACCGCUCGGGACGUGGCCGCGUUUGUGCAGCAACGUGCGCUCAACUGGCAGCUUCUGGACACGCAGAUCGACGCCGAAGAGGACACGUUCCCAGUGCCCCAUGCGCUGCCUCAGAACUCCGCUGUUGUCGUUGUUGGGGCUACAAGCGGUGACGGCAAAGUGCCCGAGAACGCACGUUUGCUGCAGUUGCGAGCACUGGGGCCCAUUGCAAGAGGACUGGGAGACGACCAGCAGCGUUUGGAUCCUCGGAUCGCUGACUCCAUAGCUGGAGAAGCUCUGGCGGCGGUUGUGCAGCUGCCUUCGUCGUCGAAAGGAGGGACCAUUGAUGACCCGCCAAAGCCGAUGGAGCCUCGCUACAUCCGGGUAUGCCUCGACAUACUAUCUUCGUUCAUGGUGCUGGAGAAAGGAGUACGAUGCCAUCCUGGAAACCGCGCGGCGGCGCUUCUUCGAGACGUGAUCGCUGCUGCUACAAGUGAAGAAGAGAAAGAGAAGUUCGAGGAGUUAGCGGUAGCUGAGGAUGUGGAUCUUCUGUACGACUUCUACGUUCUUCGAUCGUGCACGAUGUCAUCGUCAGCUCGUCUCUACCUCAUGCGAGUUCAUCUGACCGUGGCCGUCGCAGGCUUCUUGUCUCCGCACAUGCGCCGCCGACAUGAAGUAUGCUCGUUCAUCUUCUUUUCUGUGGGCCCAUCUAAGAAGCAAGGCGCGUACUAA